Molecule: messenger RNA, 993 nt
Organism: Suillus paluster
Lineage: Eukaryota; Fungi; Basidiomycota; Agaricomycetes; Boletales; Suillaceae
Product: kinase-like domain-containing protein
Exons: 6
Coding region: 1-705 (234 amino acids)
Biological process (GO): protein phosphorylation
Molecular function (GO): protein kinase activity; ATP binding
Source: RefSeq, a predicted model, not a curated record
AUGGGUUAUGACCUUGAUCCCAUAACUGGGGGCGCUUUUGGUAACGUCUGGAAAUGCACGUACAAUGAUGGUACCCGGAGCAUUGCGGUUGCUGUGAAGGGUUUCAGAUUCACAGUUAACAAGGAGACCUCGAAAAUAUGUCAAAGCAUUGGUGAGACUGGGGAGAGAGACGGGCAUUUGGAGAAGACUGAGUACCCGAAUGUCAUGGAAUUCAUGGGCGUUGCUUUCGGCUUUGGUCUUUCGAUGGUCCUCGUUGCUCCUUGGGCUGCGAAUGGGACGUUGACUGAUCACCUGGAGAAACGCUGGUCGACGAUCACUAGCGCUGAGGAACUCAGUCUGUAUAACCUUGCUCUUAUCCUAACAAUCCCGUCACCCAUGGAGAUCUCAUUGGGUUUAACGUUCUUAUCCUCUGGGAUAUACCGCAUGCAUCCCCGAUUUCGCACUAUCGAGCAUGCUCGGCGACCUGCAGACGGUACGACAUACCCCGCGGCCACCGCUACGUAUCCAGGCGCAGUGCGAUGGACAGCUCCUGAGCUGCUCCUGUCAGAUGAUCUCCAGCCCACGACACUCGGCGACAUAUAUUCUCUUGGAAGUAUCAUGCUUCGAGUUCUAUCGGGCAAAGUGUCUCUUCGAUACUAUUCCAUAAUAUACGUCUUCAUCGUUCGGUUCACGGGUUGGAUCGUUGCUGCUCAUUCGCACAGCUGACGCUCCAGCAAUAGAAUACCUGAUUGUCGAUCCAAACAUUUACCAUACAGUGUACUUUACGACAUAGGGUGUUUGCUAAGUAGAGUCCAACCGUUGGACUCCAACAAGUGAAAUCAAAUUAGCCAAUGCCAUACUCUCAAAGCCUACAUCGCUGAAGGAAGUUCGUCAUUCUUCGCCGCUGGCAUAUGUUAUGUAAUUGAAUAUCAGGAGAGGAGUGACAUGAGAAGCACUUUGACUAGCGGACAACAUCAGGGAAAACCUCCCGCGCUAACUUAGAUACAAAUAGAC